AUGGGAAUCAACGACCACGACACGUUCACCGGGCUCGCGCCGCUGCACAAAGCCGCGGCGGACGGCGAUCUCGAAAAAGUGAUCGCGCUGCUCGACGACGGCGCGGAUGGGAACAUCAGGGCUAAUGCAGGGAAGACGGCGGCGAUGUUUGCCGCGAGCGGUGGACACGUGGACGUGCUGAAGGCGAUGCAACGCGGGCCGUCGUUGCUCGAUCUCACGGCGGAGGACGGCGGGACGCCGGCGAUGAGCGCGGCGGCGCACGGAUUCGGCGACGUGCUGCAGUUGAUCAUCGAUAAGAAGUGCAACUUGAACGCGCAGGAUGAGGAUGGGUGGACGGCGCUCAUGUACGCCGUGUGCGCGGGGAACGUGGAAAACGUCGCGAGACUGGUCGCGGCGGGCGCCGACGUCAAGAUUAAAAACAAGGAUGGCGACGACGCGAAGAAGCUCGCGACGGGGAAGAACAAGGAUAAGCUUCUGGCCGCUUUGAGGGGUAAACUUGACUCUAUCGGUGAGGGUAAGGGAGGCAAGAAGGGAUGCGUCAUCAUGUAA
This is a messenger RNA of Ostreococcus lucimarinus CCE9901, 549 nucleotides long. RefSeq lists its product with no specific name. The transcript is spliced from 2 exons. The coding region runs from base 1 to 549 and encodes 182 amino acids. NCBI's taxonomy places the organism in Eukaryota, Viridiplantae, Chlorophyta, Mamiellophyceae, Mamiellales, Bathycoccaceae. The record is from RefSeq and is a predicted model, not a curated record. Gene Ontology annotation, molecular function: protein binding.